AGAAGAAAUGGCGGGAAAUGGGAAUGCCCUGUCAGUUUUGACACGGCGCCCGUAGCGAGAUGACGUAUGUGUCGUUGAGCACCCCACAAUAUUUGUGUUAUAAAAUCCCUUCUUAAAUUCAACGAUGGAUAUAAAAGAUAUUAUAAAGUGGUUCAUACCCUGUUUUCACGUUUUGCUACUAGCAGGUUCUAGAAAGAUGAAUUUGUGGUUGACUUUCCUUGGUUUGUUUUUACUUUUAUGUCCCAGUUACGCGGCAAAAUUAAAUAGUGCAAGUGACGUAGGUUUAAUUAAUAGCUAUUUGAAUGCCAAAGUAUUUAAUAUUAGUGAGAAUAAUUAUAAUUUAACGAGAACUAAUUAUGGGACGAAUGAGGAUAGAUCCAGCAUGCAGGAUACCUCAGUUGGUCGUACCUUCGGGCGUCCCUUCAAGAAAAUGAUCCAGGCGUUCAUACCACUAGCUUUCCAAAUGGGAGCCGCGUCUACGUGGGCGGUAGUGGCCGCUCUGGUGGGAGUUAAAACUUUGGCGGUAACGCUGUUCAUAUUGAAGCUGCUGUUGAUCGCUGGCGCUGCUAAGAUUGGCGCGCUUUUCGCGUCCAAAUCCCACCACCACUCUGGCUGGGAGUCACCACAUCAGAAGGAAAUACAUUUGCACAUACAUAACGGACAACAUGGUGAAGAACAAAUACCUAUAUCCCCCUGGAGCAGAGAAGGCCAGGGUACUGACGCGAAGAAUGUAAACGUUGUUUAUGAGCAAUAUGGCGGACCUCAAACUAUCAGUACCCCGUAUGGACAUUAUAUGAAAAUAGAACCAGUUAAUCGUGUACAAUAAUAU
Molecule: messenger RNA, 829 nt
Organism: Colias croceus (clouded yellow)
Lineage: Eukaryota; Metazoa; Arthropoda; Insecta; Lepidoptera; Pieridae
Exons: 4
Coding region: 125-826 (233 amino acids)
Source: RefSeq, a predicted model, not a curated record